CGCGACACGCAGAAGAUGCAGUGGAUCGACCGCUUCAUCGAGGAGCUCCGGACGAAUGAUAAGUGGGUGAUUCCAGCUCUGAAGCAGAUCAGGGAGAUCUGCAGCUUGUUUGGAGAAGCUCCUCAGAACCUCAGUCAGACGCAGAGGAGUCCACACGUCUUCUACCGUCACGAUCUGAUCAACCAGCUCCAGCACAAUCACGCGCUCGUCACGCUGGUGGCCGAGAACCUGUCUGCGUACAUGGACAACAUGAGGCAGUUCUCCAGAGAGCAUACAGGGUUUGAUCCUCAGACGGUUCGAGCGGGAAGCCGGUACAGCCACGUACAGGAAGUGCAGGAGAGACUCAAUUUCCUGAGGUCAGUGAUGUCUUUGUCUUACACGCACACACACACACACACACACACACACACACUCAC
Messenger RNA from Sinocyclocheilus rhinocerous, 416 nucleotides. RefSeq names its product probable ubiquitin carboxyl-terminal hydrolase FAF-X. The annotation marks the transcript as partial. The record is from RefSeq and is a predicted model, not a curated record. NCBI's taxonomy places the organism in Eukaryota, Metazoa, Chordata, Actinopteri, Cypriniformes, Cyprinidae. The transcript has 3 exons.